CCCGCAGCGCCCCGCACCCCGUCCGCGCCCCAUUGGGGGGGUCCCCCCCGCAGGGCAUGCGGCGCCCCGGACGGAGCCCCCUCCCCGCGCCCCCCAGCGUCCACGCGGAGUAUGAACAUUGAGGAUGGCGCGUGCCCGCGGCUCCCCGUGCCCCCUGCUGCCGCCCGGUAGGAUGUCCUGGCCCCAGGGGGCGCUGCUCUUCCUGUGGCUCUUCUCCCCACCCCUGGGGGCCGGCGGGGGCGGCGUGGCCGUCACAGCAGCCGCAGGAGGGGGCUCCCCGCCGGCCACCUCCUGCCCCGCUGCCUGCUCCUGCAGCAACCAGGCCAGCCGGGUCAUCUGCACGCGGAGAGAGCUGGCUGAGGUCCCCGCCAGCAUCCCCGUCAACACGCGCUACCUGAACCUGCAGGAGAACGGCAUCCAGGUGAUCCGCACGGACACGUUCAAGCACCUGCGGCACCUGGAGAUCCUGCAGCUGAGCAAGAACCUGGUGCGCAAGAUCGAGGUGGGCGCCUUCAACGGGCUACCCAGCCUGAACACGCUGGAGCUCUUCGACAACCGGCUGACCACGGUGCCCACACAGGCCUUCGAGUACUUGUCCAAGCUGCGGGAGCUCUGGCUGCGCAACAACCCCAUAGAGAGCAUCCCCUCCUACGCCUUCAACCGCGUGCCCUCCCUGCGCCGCCUGGACCUGGGCGAGCUCAAGCGGCUGGAGUACAUCUCCGAGGCGGCCUUCGAGGGGCUGGUCAACCUGCGCUACCUCAACCUGGGCAUGUGCAACCUCAAGGAUAUCCCCAACCUGACGGCCCUCGUGCGCCUGGAGGAGCUGGAGCUGUCGGGCAACCGGCUGGACCUGAUCCGCCCCGGCUCCUUCCAGGGCCUCACCAGCCUGCGAAAGCUGUGGCUCAUGCACGCCCAGGUGGCCACCAUCGAGCGCAACGCCUUCGACGACCUCAAGUCGCUGGAGGAGCUCAACCUGUCCCACAACAACCUGAUGUCGCUCCCCCACGACCUCUUCACGCCCCUGCACCGCCUCGAGCGCGUGCACCUCAACCAUAACCCCUGGCACUGCAACUGCGACGUGCUCUGGCUGAGCUGGUGGCUCAAGGAGACGGUGCCCAGCAACACCACCUGCUGCGCACGCUGCCACGCGCCCGCGGGGCUCAAGGGCCGCUACAUCGGCGAGCUCGACCAGUCGCACUUCACCUGCUACGCGCCGGUCAUCGUGGAGCCGCCCACGGACCUCAACGUCACCGAGGGCAUGGCGGCCGAGCUCAAGUGCCGCACCGGCACCUCCAUGACCUCGGUGAACUGGCUGACGCCCAACGGCACGCUCAUGACGCACGGCUCCUACCGCGUGCGCAUCUCCGUGCUGCACGACGGCACGCUCAACUUCACCAACGUCACCGUGCAGGACACCGGCCAGUACACGUGCAUGGUGACGAACUCGGCCGGCAACACCACGGCCUCCGCCACGCUCAACGUCUCCGCCGUGGACCCUGUGGCUGCGGGGGGCGGCGCCGGAGCCCCGGGGGGCGGCGCGGCGCGGCCGCCGUGGCCGGAGGCGCGGGCGUGGGUGGUGACAGCCACCUGGCGCUGCCGGCCCUCGAGCGCGACCACCUCAACCACCACCACUACGUGGCGGCCGCCUUCAAGGCGCACUACGGCGGCGCGGCGGGCGGCGGGGGCUGCGGGGGCAAAGGCCCGGCCGGCCUCAACUCCAUCCACGAACCUCUGCUCUUCAAGAGCGGCUCCAAGGAGAACGUGCAAGAGACGCAGAUCUGAGCCCGGCGGGUGCGCGCGGGCAGGGGCCCCGCGGGGACAGAACGCGCUCCCGGCGGUGACUCUGGUCCCGGCGCGCCCGUGCGCGCGCCCGGACCCGGGGGGACGCGGGACCCGGGAGCAGCGGCCGCGCCCCGUGCCUCCCGCGCGCCCUCCCGACGCACUGACCCCCCUGGCCAUUCGCCCGCCGCCUUCCAGGGGAGAGAGGAGCUUUUUUGAGGGGUGCCCUUUCCCCUCACACCCAACAGCCCUCCUUUUACGGUUCAUUUUUUGCAGUUUGACGCCUGUCCCUCCCUCCCAAGCCCUCCACCCUGGAAACCCGAGAGACAGACACGCGCGUCGUCGCCGGAGCUCCCUGACCCCGGCUGUCCCCCGCGCCGCGCGCUCCACUCCCGCCCUGACCUGCGGCUGGGGUGCCGGCGACCCCCGCGCUCGGCUCCCCUUCCCCACAGACUCUUUUGAUACUGAAGGGAGGUUUGCGUCAACGACUACCUGCUCUGUAAUUACUUUAAAAAAAAAACACGAAAAAGUAAAAAAAAAAAAAAAAAA
Chinchilla lanigera (long-tailed chinchilla) is the source of this 2328-nucleotide messenger RNA. RefSeq names its product leucine rich repeat containing 4B (gene Lrrc4b). Lineage: Eukaryota; Metazoa; Chordata; Mammalia; Rodentia; Chinchillidae. Gene Ontology annotation, cellular component: plasma membrane. Gene Ontology annotation, molecular function: protein binding. The record is from RefSeq and is a predicted model, not a curated record.